This is a messenger RNA of Colletotrichum higginsianum IMI 349063, 1404 nucleotides long. RefSeq names its product cytochrome c oxidase subunit 1. The coding region runs from base 1 to 1404 and encodes 467 amino acids. The record is from RefSeq and is a predicted model, not a curated record. The transcript is spliced from 3 exons. Lineage: Eukaryota; Fungi; Ascomycota; Sordariomycetes; Glomerellales; Glomerellaceae.
AUGUCUGACAAGGCGAGUACCGCGCCAGACGCGGCACAGGCCACUGUGCAAUCGGAAAGAGUCGCUGUCAAGUGGUAUCGUUCACCAUUCUACAAUGCCACGAUACUUGGCAUGUGCAGCUUUGCCGCACCAGGACUAUGGGGCGCGAUGAAUUCACUGGGUGCCGGCGGUGCGCAAGAGCCGUAUCUCGUCAAUACAGGCAACGCGCUCACCUUCUGCCUUAUGAUCAUCUCAUGCUGGCUCACUUCCUCAAUCGUCAAAUACAUCGGUAUCAAGGGAGCAUUGGUCGUCGGCACCAUCGGGUUUGCCCCGUACAGCGCGGGUCUUUACCUGAACAACCGAUAUGGUGUCGAGUGGCUCGUCAUCGUCGGAGCCGCGUUUUGCGGCGUGUCGGCCGGAAUAUUUUGGGGCUCUGAAGCCGCCAUUGCUAUUGCGUACCCAGAGCCACACAACAGAGGACGGAUGAUCGCGUACUGGCUCACGUGGACCAGAGUUGGUCAAAUCCUGGGUGGCGCAAUCAGCCUCGGCUUGAACUCUGAUCGCAGCGGGGCUGGAAAAGUAUCUUACAAGGUCUACCUCAUCUUCAUUGCUCUACAAGCUUGCGGACCCUUCGUUGCUCUGCUGCUGAAUCGGCCUCACAAGGUCCAAAGGGGGGACGGUAAAGCUGUAGAGCUUACAAUCGCCGACAGCCCGUGGCAAGAAAUCAAGGCAACGACCAAGACCUUCCUCACACCCAAGUUUUUACUUCUUAUACUCUGGAUUGGACAAGGCGUCUACUCAGAGUCCAUAUUCUUCACAUACAUCGCCCUUUGGUUCUCAGUUCGAGCCAGAGCUCUUGGCUCGUUCCUCUCUGGUAUCGUGGCCGUUGUCGCUGGGAAUCUGCUGGGAUUGUGGCUUGACCAGAACCAGAUUGCUCUCAAGAAGAGGGCUAGAUGGGCUUUCGCCGUAAUCAUGACUCUGCAAGGCGCAUGGUGGCUCUGGCUUACGAUCAACGUCACAGAGUACCGCCGAACGCAGCCCACCCUGGACUGGAGCGAUCCGGGUUUCGGAAGAGGGUUUGGAGUGUUCAUCUUCUUGGUCUCAGGCUUCCAACUCAAUUACAACUUUGCAUUCUUCAUCAUUGGACAAAUUUCGGAGAGUCCACAAGAAACUAUCCGGUUAUCUGCCCUUCUCCGAGGUAUCGAGUCUGCCUGGCAAGCUCUUAGCUACGGACUGAACGCCGUUCCGAUCUUCGCACUUGUCGGUGGGCCGUACAUAAACUUUGGGCUUUGGUUUGUGUCGAUUUACCCAGCCUGGCUAGUUAUUCGACAUUUUGGCACCAGUCACAAGGGUGGGGAUUCAGAGACUGUUUCCCAGGAUGAGGUAAUGCACGAAGUCAAAACGCAGACAAAUUUGCAACACUGA